AUGUAAUCAUUUCAAAAAUGGCGGGAAGAUCGAACCUUCUUCCCUAACCCUAUUAUGUCUUUUUAUUUUUUUUGUUAACCAGGGGUGAAAAAGUAUAUCUAAAAUGCCGACCCAGGUAGCUAGCAACCCUGAUGGUGACCUGAUGUCGCGUUAUAGCUAUUUGCUGCAACCAAUCAGAGAUAUGACAAAGAAUUGGGACAUUGAUGUUGCUACCCAACUGGAAGAGUAUCUACAAGAGAUUGAGAAAAUUCAGAUUUCAUUUGAUGGAGGCAAGACAUCUAUGAACUUUGCGGAGGCGGCUUUGUUGAUCCAAGGCUCUGCAUGUAUUUAUAGCAAGAAAGUCGAGUACCUCUACACGCUUGUGUAUCAGACGCUCGAUCUGAUAGCCAGCAAAAAACGGCUACAACAAGCUGCAUCUGUAGAUGAGAAUGGUCAAGACAAAGAUACAACCUUCAAAGAAGAGGACGAUUUUCUGUCCCUGGAUGACAUCAAAGAGGCUAAAAAUAUUGAUCUGAAGGAAGAUAUAGACUGUUUAGCUGAGUCACCAUUGAUACCCAGGACUCCUUUGGCUUUGAUUCCUCUUGGGGAAAAAGAGAGACAAGAUGUUUUGCUAAGUCAAACUGGUGAGGUGUUGGGAAGCCGGAAUGAUUUCAAGAUGAAUACCUGUUGCAUUCACAAGUCUGGUGCUCUGAUACUGGACCUUGCACAUCUCUCUUUGCUUGAUAACUCCUUCUCCCGUUUGCCAACCUCAACCCCCCAACAAGCUAUGGCUAAAGAGACUAUUUCAGAUCCCAAGCCUGUACUUGAAGAGCAAGUUGUGACCGACUCCCAGGCCCAAGACAUCAGCAUGAUAGGGCCUGGAGAUAACCACUAUGAUGAUGAUGAUGAUGGUAAUGGUUGUGAGGAUUUGGCUGGGGAUGCUAUUGAAGAGCAUGCAUAUGACGAGCAAGCAGAGGAUGUCCCUGAGGAAAGAAUGCAAUUGAGACAAAAGCAUGCUCCUUCUGUAGCCGCUCUUAGCAAAGCCACAUCAAGAGAUCCUUGGGAACUCCUUGAUCCUCAUGCCCCUAAAAGUAAUGAUGAGAAACCAUUCAGAAAAGGUAGGCCAUUCAAAUUGCCCCCUUCUAUUCUUGGGAUGGCUAAGGAAACCAAGAGAAAGAGAAAACGAACAGAAGCCAACCCUUCACAUCCAGUGCUCAUACCUAUACACGAGUUUUGUGCAAUGGCUUUUCAUUCUCACUCUUCAAAGUUUCCUAAGAAUCCACUGAAAGCCCCUGCAAUGAAAGAGUUCGAAUACUUGUUCUGGGUGGAGUACAGACGAAGACAGGAGCUGGAUAAGAAACAGAAGAAAAUUCUGGCACAGUACCUGACUGAAGAGCAGUUUGAUGAGCUCAAUGCUCCAGAUCCUGACAUAGAUGAAAAUGAGCCUUUCCCACAAGAUGAUUAUGGGGAUAUUGGAAGCAAUGAUCAGGACGAUGAUGAAGAUGAAGCUGGUGGGUUCUGCGACCCUAGGCAUGAUGAUGAGCAAGCCAUUGUCAACAUUCCCCCCAUGGCGUUUGAGGAAGCAGCUGCAGAUGUUCUUGUUGUGUCAAGUUAUGAAGAUCUAGUUCGGAAAUAUGUGGAGGGGUACUUGAUGGAAGCACAGCAGUAUGCUCAGGAGACAGACCUUAGCAAGCGUGUUCGGACCUGGGAAAACAAAAUCCUGCCAACCUUGGAAGAAGAGGAAAAACACGCGCCGUUUGAUAUCCACAAAUAUGGGGAAGAUGUUCUUCACUCAUUCCAAGUUUUCAGAACCAGGGUUAUUAGGACGCGAGAAACGUACUGAUGAUCAAAAACUUCACUGCCCCACAAGAGAAACAAACAACAUUGCGCAUGAGAUGACGGAAAACUUGCACAUAGCACUUCGUACAUUGCAAACCACGAGGCAGAAUAAUGGCCUCAUUGUCCUCGCAUUUCAGAUUUUCCUGGAGUAAAACCCCAAUUUAAUAUUUUAAAAAAUGAAUUUUUUGGGUUUUAUCUUUUUCUUUUUUCCCGUCAGUUAUACGUGCCAAUUCCGUGACGAAAGCAAGAUUUAAUUGACAUCAAGAUGAAUUUUAAAAGUUGCAUUUAAAAUUUUGUUCCCUGCUGCUCGCUAAGCUUUUAGAGGAAUUUGAUUUUUAUCUUCCAAUUUAUCACUGAACCGAUACUUCACAUCUUUUCCUAUCCCCUACUUUUCUCGUGCUAUCGGUAUCUUUGAUCCAACUGAACCGUUAUGGGUGAUCAAAAGUAGAUGCUAAUCGUUAUUCUUGUUAAAUUCCCACUGUCGUCAUAACAUCAGAAAUCACGAUCGAAAAAGGGGAAAGAAUCAACCAGCGGUGUCUCUGUAUCCGCAUGGUUCACUUGCCAAAGAUUGAGUUAGGUAAAUAUACUCACAAAUUUAAAGGAGUUCUUAUAAUACUAAAUUGGAUAAGUUUGAUUAAAAUUACACUUUGCACGCAAUUUCAGUGAACAGGUUUCCCCAGAUUUCGUAACAACACAUACUUUUCAACCCUGGUUAUUCUCCAAGUAAUUAAAUGUAAAAUUUCAACUGUGUUUCUGAAUACAGGGAAAUAGACUAAAUAACAUGUUGAAAGCACCCACUCAAGUCUAGGCAGUUCUAGCCAAAGCCAUUUGCUUAACAAGCAGCAUGAAAGCUUAUCCCUGAGUCCCUAAGCAAAAUAAAAUCUUAUCCCUAAGCCUAUCCUAAGUUUGCAAGACAAUUCAUCAUUUGUGCCCGAUAUCGAUCAACUCGGGAAAAAACGAAUAAACCUAAACUAGCACGUGAUAAUCACGAUUUUAGGCACUUUCCACCAUCUUACCCUUUAGAUAAAUAUGCAAAUCAUUUAAAUGCAGUAACUAUUAUUAGAGCAAGGUUAAUAUGUGUAAUACACUUUCUGGCAUGGAGGUUUUCCUCAGCGUAGUGCUUGGAACAGUGUAUUCUCAUGAAGUCAAA
Nematostella vectensis (starlet sea anemone) is the source of this 2968-nucleotide messenger RNA. RefSeq names its product condensin-2 complex subunit H2. Lineage: Eukaryota; Metazoa; Cnidaria; Anthozoa; Actiniaria; Edwardsiidae. Bases 104 to 1822 code for a protein of 572 amino acids. Gene Ontology annotation, biological process: meiotic chromosome condensation; mitotic sister chromatid separation. Gene Ontology annotation, cellular component: nucleus; condensin complex. Gene Ontology annotation, molecular function: chromatin binding. The record is from RefSeq and is a predicted model, not a curated record. The transcript has 20 exons.